AGGGAACGGCCUCCGCCCCCGCCCCGCCCGCGGGGGCGGCUCGCACGGCGGCCCCUCCUCGGGGAGGCCGGCUGCAUGGGCAGGCGCUGCGGGGUACCGCGGUCGCCGGCCUCGCCGGCAGAGCGGCUCCUGGGCACCAGUUUAGGUUACUGCUGAUUUGAUCCUCUGGAAUCUGCAGAAGGAAGGUCAGCCAGCCGCUGUGAAUAGCAGAGUAACAGGAGUGGAGCUCUGGAGCAGGAUCGCUGAGAGAUGUGUGAACACGCAUAAGCACAGCUGAGCUGUCAAGUAUUUCUGCCUCAGACCUGGGCUUGUUCCCUAGGCACGGUUUGUGUGGGGUGUAAUAUCUCCUGAUACCUGGAUAUGAUGUCGGUUGAAGGGUCUACAAUAACAAGUCGGAUCAAGAACCUCCUUCGCUCCCCCUCCAUUAAGCUGAGAAGAAGCAAGCCUGGGAACAAGCGUGAAGAUAUAGGCAAUAAGGUGACUUUGGAGAAGGUGCUGGGGAUAACUGUGUCGGGAGGCAGAGGAUUAGCCUGCGACCCCAGAACUGGCCUCGUUGCUUAUCCAGCUGGGUGUGUUGUUGUGCUGUUCAACCCUAGAAAAAAUAAGCAACACCAUAUUCUAAACAGUUCCAGGAAAACAAUUACAGCACUCGCUUUCUCUCCAGAUGGAAAAUAUUUGGUUACAGGAGAGAGCGGGCACAUGCCAGCUGUUCGGGUGUGGGAUGUGGCUGAACGAACCCAGGUGGCGGAGCUCCAGGAGCACAAGUAUGGGGUGGCCUGUGUGGCAUUCUCUCCCAGCUCCAAGUACAUUGUGUCUGUGGGGUACCAACAUGACAUGAUAGUCAACGUGUGGUCAUGGAAGAAAAACAUUGUAGUGGCAGCCAACAAAGUCUCAAGUAAAGUGACAGCUGUGUCAUUCUCAGAGGACUGCAGUUACUUUGUCACUGCUGGAAAUCGGCACAUCAAGUUCUGGUACUUGGAUGACAGCAAGACCUCCAAGGUCAAUGCCACAGUCCCCUUACUAGGUCGCUCGGGAUUGCUUGGAGAACUGAGGAACAACUUCUUUGCAGAUGUGGCAUGUGGAAGAGGCAAAAAAGCUGACAGCACUUUCUGUAUCACAUCUUCAGGCCUGCUGUGUGAAUUCAAUGAAAAAAGGCUGUUAGACAAAUGGGUGGAGCUGAGGAAUACAGACAGCUUCACAACUACCGUGGCAAACUGCAUCUCUGUGAAUCAUGAUUACAUCUUCUGUGGCUGCGCUGAUGGCACCGUGCGGAUUUUUAACCCUCUGAACCUUCACUUUGUCACCACGCUGCCAAAGCCGCAUUUUUUAGGAACAGACAUCGCGAGUGUGACUGAAGCCAGUCGUCUUUUCUGCGGUACGGCUGAUGCGAAGUAUCCAGACACAAUUGCCUUGACCUUUGACCCCACCAACCAGUGGCUUUCCUGUGUAUACAAUGACCACAGCCUGUAUGUAUGGGAUGUUAAGGACCCGAAGAAAGUGGGCAAGGUCUAUUCUGCUUUGUAUCACUCGUCCUGUGUGUGGAAUGUUGAGAUGUAUCCUGAGGUGAAGGACAGCAAUCAGUCUUGCCUCCCUCCUGGUUCUUUCAUCACGUGCUCCUCUGACAACACCAUUCGUCUGUGGAACACUGAGAGCUCCAACAUUCAUGGCACCGCCUUGCACCGCAACAUCCUGAGCAAUGACUUGAUGAAAAUCAUUUAUGUAGAUGACAACACUCAGGUACUUCUGGACACAGAUUACAACUCAGGGGGAAGUGCAGACAAAGCUGAUACACAAGUGAUGGACACAAAGGUGGGGAUACGCACUGUCUGUGUGAGUCCCAGUGGGGAGCACCUGGCCUCGGGGGACAGGAUAGGCACUCUCAGGAUAUAUGAAUUGCAGUCUCUGCAGGAAAUGCUGAAGGUAGAAGCUCAUGACUCUGAGAUUCUAUGCCUGGAGUACUCCAAACCUGACACAGGGUUAAAGCUCUUAGCCUCAGCCAGUCGGGAUAGAUUGAUUCAUGUCUUGGAUGCUGGAAAGGACUACAGCCUGCAGCAGACCCUGGAUGAACAUUCUUCUUCCAUCACUUCUGUGAAGUUUGCAGCCAAUGAUGGGAAAGUGCGAAUGAUAAGUUGUGGUGCAGACAAGAGCAUCUAUUUCCGCACUGCGCAGAAGACAGGGGAAGGAGUUCAGUUUACCCGAACGCAUCACAUUGUUAGGAAGACCACUCUGUAUGACAUGGAUGUGGACCCCAGCUGGAAAUACGCAGCUAUUGGCUGUCAGGAUCGUAACAUCAGGGUUUUCAACAUAAGCAGUGGGAAGCAGAAGAAGCUGUACAAGGGAUCCCAAGGUGAAGAUGGCACCCUCAUCAAAGUGCAAACGGAUCCCUCUGGGCUUUAUAUUGCAACCAGUUGUUCUGACAAGAACCUCUCCAUUUUUGAUUUCUAUUCGGGCGAGUGUGUUGCAACCAUGUAUGGGCACUCAGAAAUUGUGACUGGGAUGAAAUUCAGUAAUGACUGCAAACAUCUGAUCUCUGUUUCUGGUGACAGUUGUAUCUUCAUCUGGCGCCUGAGCUCAGAGAUGACCAUCAACAUGCGGCAGCGACUAUCUGACAUGAAGCAGAGAGGGAAGCAGGCAGAAAAGUCUCCUCCACACAAGACAGCUGGACUUAUGAGGCAUGAAUCCAUAUCUGCCCUAUCCUCUGUGCCAGCACUUUCAUCAGACAGUGACAAGGAUGGUGAAGAUGAAGGGAAUGACGAAGAUGAAUUAAGUGGGCUGCAGUCUUUCCAUGUUCAGUCCAACUGCAACACUGAGAGAGACUCAGAUCCAGAUCUUACCCUCUCAAGAAGCCUUUCCCAUUGGGAAAUGAGGAGGGCCAAAGAGAUAGCAGCAAUCCAGCGUUCGGAGGCACCAAUGAGCAAAGUGCCUCGACAACGUGGGCGCUGGUCCCAGCCAACCAACAAUAUAGAAAUGACUGUGAAAUCCAUGCUUGACUUGCGUCAGUUGGAGUCUUUCUCUGUUUCCCGUUCUCCAAGUCGAGAUUCAUUGUCUCAGAACAGCAAUGGGGAUGAUAGAGAAGAACAGGCUGAUCUCCCCGUGCACAUCAACAAAGUUGGAAGCUCAGUAGCUCCCCAAGACAACCGAUCUUGUGUACGACCUCAAGUGAUUCGGCUCCUGUCUUGUGAAGAGGGGAUUUUCUCUCAGGAACUGGAACCAUCUGAGAGUGAGGAGUGUGUAAUCUACCCUGAGCAAGAUGAAAUCCAUCCCACAGACCCUAGCAGCGAGUACCAAGUAAAAGCACUGCCCCAUGGGAAGCUAAAUAGAAGUUAUCAGACCAAUGGAUGUCCAGACAAACACAGUCCAGACAGUGCCUGCUCUGUAGAUUACAGCAGCAGUCGUCUUUCCAGCCCAGACCAUCCAAAUGAAGAUUCUGAAAGCACUGAGCCCCUGAGUGUGGAUGGCAUCUCAGAUCUGGAGGGAGAGGAAGGAGAGGAGGAUGUGGGUACCAAUGUGCCAGUGGGAGAAAUUCCUCAGACACCUGAUCAGGAGAAGUUCCUCAAGCAGCAUUUUGGGACCCUGGGCAGCACUGAUAGAAAAGAAUGUUUAGGUGGUUCAUGUAGGAGUCUGGAAAGAACUGAAAACCUCAGCAUUUCAUCUCGCUUUCUUUCCCAGUCUCCAGCUCUCAGGCGCUUGUCACUCUCCUCAUCGAAUCUGAUACUGGAUUCAAAGUCCAUUGAGUCUCCAGCUCCAACCAGUGGAUUUACUCAAGACCUGUUGAAAAAUGACAGCAGCCAUCCUGCUGAUUCUUUGGAAAACAGCCACCUCUUGGAUAAUGUAAAUUUGCAUCGGGCUGUUUAUGCCCAGAAAAAACGCAAGUCGGCCUUGGAGACUAGCAGAGUUGGUAUGGCUCCUGGACGAGUUAUUGCAUCCUUUCCAGAAGGCCCUGUGAAUGCAGUGAUGAGAAAGGCACAGUCAGUUCACGACCUUGUUCAUGAGGAUAAGGGUCCUGGAGUGGUAUCUUCUGCCAAGCAGCGUCCUCAUACUCUUAUGGUGGUUGAGAAGGAUCCCAGACCUAAUAAUUGCAGGGCGUUAUCAUCCAGUCUGUUGAAGAUGGAUGGAUCUGGUGCUCUGCUGGCCAAAGAUGUCAGGGCUGCAAAACCAAAGUCCUACAUGAACCCUACAACCAGCUUCCGGGCUAAGAUGUCAAGGAGCAUAUCUGUAGGGGAAAAUCUGUACCUUGGUUGCUCCACCGACACGUUGACUGAUGGGAGGACUAGCCCACCAGCGGCAGAGAAGACACAGUUCAGUCCCACGGCAGAUGCUGAGAAGAUGAAGUCAACAGUAAAAGAAAAUUAUCCAGUGAAGCCAGCGCUUCAGCCGGUUGUAAACUGCUUGUCUCCCAAGUCCUUUCACAGCAAGUUGGCAUCAUCAAACCGAGCACACCUGAUUCUCGACAUUCCUAAGCCAUUGCCUGAUAGACCCACACUGGCCUCCUUCUCACCCACUACCAAAACCAAAACCCUGCUUGAGCCACAGUCUCCACAGUCACCUGCUGGGGCCUGUAGAAAGAAACCCUCAUUCCCUGCUGAGGUGCGAACCUCCAAGAAGGAGAGUCAAGCUGUUGGGUGUCUGGUUUCUGGUAGAGAGAAUUCAACAGGACUUGCUAAGGAGAGCCCAAUAGAGAGUCCAAUUGCAAGGACAGGUUGCCAGUUUGAGCCAGGGGUCACAAAUCUAAAACUGAGGGAGUUUUCAGAGGUCCAGCAACUGAAGUCUCCUGAAAGCACACUGCCCAGGUGUAAGGAGAGGACCGCCGGCAUCGCCUGUGUGCUAGACAACCAACCUGGACUUUGCCCACUAGACCCCAUCAGGCCGAGGUCUCCUACAUCUGUAACUGCCUUGGCACAGGUCUCAGGUGUGCAUGGAUACCCAUCUCUUAUCUUCCCCCUUCUGUCUCCUGUCUUUGUGAACCGUCUCACGAUCCCAUCACAUUUCUUUACGUCCAGCUUCUGGCCUGUCUCGUCCUGUCUGCACCUGUCUCGUUCCAUAAGUCAUCCCCUCAAUGAAUCGAGCAUCAGUGUGGAGCAAUGUGAGCACGUGGUAUCUGAGCUCCAGGACAGCAUGCGCAAAGCUAUUCAUCUUUACCGUGCGGUGCUAAAUGAUACAGAGUCAUCUACUGACAAAGAUAAAAUAGCAGGCCUCCUGACAGAAACAUUUUCCUUAAUGAAGAAAGAGUUGGACUCCCUGAAGGAUGAGGAAGAACUGCCAAAGGUUAAGGAGGUACUGACAAAGCCACAAGAUACUGCUAGGUCACUAAAUGACAAAUGUGGUGCCAAUCUACCAAGUCCCAAGAAUUUAGGAGAUGAGCAGACACUAGCUUUGCUGGAACAGUACUCGGAGUUAUUGUUGCAAGCUGUGGAACGACGCAUGGACAAAAAACUCUAAAAGUGGUGUCUUUCAGGUGUUUGUGAAUACACAGAAAUAAUCCGAAGAGGAGGACCACAGAGAGAUCUUCAGACCAAUGCCAUCAUCACACUGGUCUAGAACUGGUGGGGUGACCUUAAUAAACUGAUUUCCUCAGGCCCCUGCAGUUGACUUGCUAGAAUUCUUAGGAAUGUGCUGGGCACACUUUUAACACUUUUUUCCCAAUUGUCUUCAACUUCCUGUCUCUAGAUUGUCUCUAGACAAAAUUUUGAGAGGAGUUUGGAGAAAUUGCCUUGAAAUUUCUUCAUAGCCGGGAGAUCAGGAUGUUUGGCAUCUAAAGAAACAAAGAAAAUCUCAUUUAUCCAAGAAAUUCUGAACUGCGGACUGAAGACAAAGGAGUCCAAGUGAAGCCAAUCCCUUCUUCUCCAAAGCUUUAGGAGAAUCAAGAAGCAGACUUUUUAUGGGUUUAUUUAUUAAUUUAUUUUUUCUGACUGUUGCUCUAUGUCAUGUUUGUGACUAGUAUCUAUCCUUUAACAAAAAAAAAAGUCAAUCUCUUGCCAUAUCCCAGCGAGAUACAAUCUCUGUAUUAUAAAUCUCCAAGAGGGAGACAGGCUGGAGUGUCUGUGCAAUUAAUGAACUGGUUUCUGCUUAAA
This is a messenger RNA of Tympanuchus pallidicinctus (lesser prairie-chicken), 6071 nucleotides long. RefSeq names its product mitogen-activated protein kinase binding protein 1 (gene MAPKBP1). The coding region runs from base 361 to 5439 and encodes 1692 amino acids. Gene Ontology annotation, molecular function: protein binding. NCBI's taxonomy places the organism in Eukaryota, Metazoa, Chordata, Aves, Galliformes, Phasianidae. The record is from RefSeq and is a predicted model, not a curated record. The transcript is spliced from 32 exons.